Leptosomus discolor (cuckoo roller) is the source of this 879-nucleotide messenger RNA. It is a transcript of the gene PITX3, whose product is annotated as paired like homeodomain 3. Gene Ontology annotation, biological process: anatomical structure morphogenesis; regulation of transcription by RNA polymerase II. Gene Ontology annotation, cellular component: nucleus. Gene Ontology annotation, molecular function: RNA polymerase II cis-regulatory region sequence-specific DNA binding; DNA-binding transcription factor activity, RNA polymerase II-specific. NCBI's taxonomy places the organism in Eukaryota, Metazoa, Chordata, Aves, Leptosomiformes, Leptosomidae. The record is from RefSeq and is a predicted model, not a curated record.
AUGGAUUUCAACCUGCUGGCAGACGCGGAGGCUCGCAGCCCAGCCUUGUCUCUCUCGGACUCUGGAACCCCUCAACACGAGCACAGCUGCAAAGGGCAGGACCACAGUGACACCGAGAAGUCCCAGCAAAACCAAACGGACGACUCCAACCCUGAAGACGGCUCACUCAAGAAGAAGCAGCGGAGGCAGAGGACACACUUCACCAGCCAGCAGCUCCAGGAGCUGGAAGCCACUUUCCAGAGAAACCGUUACCCAGACAUGAGCACCAGGGAGGAGAUUGCAGUCUGGACAAACUUGACGGAGGCACGAGUCCGGGUCUGGUUCAAAAACCGCAGAGCUAAGUGGAGGAAACGGGAGAGGAACCAACAGGCCGAACUGUGCAAGAACAGCUUUGGAGCCCAGUUCAACGGACUGAUGCAGCCUUAUGAUGACAUGUAUUCCAGCUAUUCCUACAACAACUGGGCCACCAAGGGCCUUGCCACCAGUCCACUUUCGGCCAAGAGCUUCCCGUUCUUCAACUCCAUGAACGUCAGUCCCCUCUCCUCCCAGCCCAUGUUCUCCCCACCCAGCUCCAUCGCCUCGAUGACCAUGCCUUCAUCUAUGGUCCCUUCAGCAGUGACCGGAGUACCAGCCUCCAGCCUCAACAACCUGGGAAACAUCAACAAUCUGAACAGCCCAAGCCUCAACUCUGCUGUCUCAUCCAGUGCCUGUCCUUACGCCUCAACAGCCAGCCCCUACAUGUACAGGGACACAUGCAACUCCAGCCUGGCCAGCCUGCGGCUGAAGGCCAAGCAGCACGCUAACUUCACCUACCCGGCGGUGCAGACGGCAACUUCCAAUCUGAGCCCUUGCCAGUACGCCGUGGACAGGCCCGUAUGA